Molecule: messenger RNA, 1624 nt
Organism: Acipenser ruthenus (sterlet)
Lineage: Eukaryota; Metazoa; Chordata; Actinopteri; Acipenseriformes; Acipenseridae
Product: immunoglobulin alpha-2 heavy chain-like
Exons: 6
Coding region: 85-1020 (311 amino acids)
Biological process (GO): T cell costimulation; negative regulation of T cell proliferation; cell surface receptor signaling pathway
Cellular component (GO): external side of plasma membrane
Source: RefSeq, a predicted model, not a curated record
AACCACAGGAGGUCUGCUCAGUGCAAACAGUAGCCUGAGCCUGGUUUGGUCCUUGCUCGUUUUAAUGUAGCCUUCAGUCACGCUAUGGAGCUCUUACCAGCCAUGCUGUUGGCCUUCGCUAUGCACCGUGGAGAAUGCAGUCCGGUUGUCACCCCGCAGCGCUACACCGCCAGACCCGGAGAAAGCGUCAGGAUGCAGUGCAGUAUUGAUACCGUGCUGCUAGCGUCCUCUGUGAUCAGCUGUUACAGAGAGCAGCCGGGCAGAGUCCUGGAGCUCGUAGCGCAGUUUAUCAGACAUGCGCUUACAAAUGGGCGCUAUACCGGUGAAAUACAUAACGACAACGGAAACUUUUCCCUGACGAUUGGAAAUGUUCAAAGAAGCGAUUCGGGCUUGUAUUUCUGCAUCGUCAGAGCUUCUGGCACAUUCACCCCCGGCAGGAGCUCCAGGCUGGUUGUAACGGACCCGCAGAUAACCCCGAGUGUCCAGCUAUUCUCUCUGGGCCCGGCUGAAGGCGAGUCGGUCUGGACUGAGCCGGCUCCGGUUGUGUGUUUAGUGAGAGACGCCUCCCCACUCUGGGGCCCAGUCCUCUGGACAAUCCCUGGGGUCUCCGCUGAACCCACGUCACGGUUCGAAGAGGGGCUGACAGAACCUGAUGACUCUUACACCAUGACGAGCCACAUCACAGUCAGUGCAGAGCAAUGGGAGAGCGGGGGAGUGAUGUGUGAGGUUCACAAUAACGUUACCGGAGAGGUUUAUACAUCCGGGAAAGGCAUACAUGGGAAUUCCAUUUUUGGAAAAUGGGGUACAAACUGUCUGCAUGUUCUAUAUUAUGGAUUGCCUGGAGUUUGCGUUUUGUUCUUGAUAGUGGUGACCAGUACGUGUCUCUGUAGGAAAAGACUGAAAACAGCGCAAAGAAACAGGAAAGUGGAACUCACUGCGCACCACAGCGGCACACGACAGAGGAAAACAAGAGAGGACGCGACUGAAUAUGCGUCACUGAAUCUCAUCAGAACAAGAUGAUAUCAACCGCCAGCCUGUUUGAAGUGACUCAGACUGGAGGCUCUCGGCCUACAUGUUUAUUGUGACUUUCAGCCUGCCAACGACCUCUUUAUUAUUGUUAUUAUUAUUUGUUUAUUUAGCAGACGCCUUUAUCCAAGGCGACUUACAGAGACUAGGGUGUGUGAACUAUGCAUCAGCUGCAGAGUCACUUACAACUACGUCUCACCCGAAAGACGGAGCACAAGGAGGUUAAGUGACUUGCUCAGGGUCACACAAUGAGUCAGUGGCUGAGGUGGGAUUUGAACCGGGGACCUUCUGGUUACAAGCCCUUUUCUUUUUGAUGUUUCCCAAACUCCAAAUCACAUUUAAAAAUCAAAACAGAUGAUUUUUAAUUAUGAGUACCAGCUUUAUGUGUUCUUGUUUGUUUGUUUCUAAGCUUGUAACUUCAGAAUGUCUGGUUGGAUCUGCUAUUUUGUAUAGGCUGAGGGCUCACAAUGGCGGGGGAACAAAAUGGACAUGUAUCUAAUGACAAGGGGUUCGCUCCAAACCUUUGUGUGUUAAUGGGAAUUUAGAUGCAACAUGGAUGAAGGUUGUCAUUGAAAUAAAGAUUGAUAAUUUAAUAUUU